AUGCAGCCGUUGGACGGGCGCAGCAAGGCGAUCUUCAUCGUCACGACGGUGUUCCUGGGGAUCUCGUUCAUUGCUGUGUGUCUGCGAUGCUUCGUGCGUAUCAAGAUCGUCAAGGCCUUCGGCUGGGAUGAUGCCCUAAUGGUGUUUGCCAUGGCAUUGAAUGUCCUGUUCGCCCUAUGCGGAAUCACCGGCGCGCUAUAUGGAAUCGGCCAAAAGACUUGGGAUCUGCAGCAACGAGGCACAGCGGAAACCGCCAUGUUUUGGUGGUGGCUUGGUCAAACCAGCUACGUCUGGGUAUGCGCAGUCGCCAGAAUCUCCAUCGCAGUCGCCCUGCUCCGUCUCACCGUCGCCCGAGUGCAUGCGAUCAUCCUAUGGGCAGUCAUCAGUGUGACAACAGUGAUCGGCAUAGUAUUCUUCUUCAUGCUCACGCUGCAAUGCAACCCGGUCUCGUUCUUCUGGCAACGAAUCCGCGUCGCCACCGAUCCUACCGGCAAUAUCCAUGGAUCCUGCAUGGAUCUCGACAGGAUCAUCGCCAUCGCCUAUGUCUACAGUGUUACUGCGACGUGCUGUGAUUUGACGCUGGGUCUCUUGCCCAUCUUCUUGGUGUGGAAUUUGCAGAUGAACACGAGGACCAAGGUUGCGCUGGCGGGUAUCUUGGGCAUGGGAUGCGUUGCUGGCGCUGCAGUUAUCAUCCGGAUCCCAUAUCUGCAUGAUUACAAGAACCACGAUUUCCUAUACGCAACAGCCAACAUCUCGAUCUGGUCCAACGUCGAAGCAAGCCUCGGCAUCGCAGCAGGAAGCCUCGUAACCCUGCGCCCGUUAUUUCGCUGGUUCCGCGACCCAAGCAAUAGAGACACGCGCAGCCGCCGCACCGGCGGCAGCGUGCCACUCUCAAGUGUGAGCGGCCGCUCCGACCCGUCGGGCCCGCAGUUCUGGCGGCCAGACCUCGACCCGGAGCAUUCGCACGCCAUGGUGACUACCGUGCAUACACCGGCAACCCCCCGGGGCGGCAGCCGGACUAGUAGUCAGGAGGAUCUGAAUCCGAAGCAUGGGACGUUCUUUGCUGGGGUGAAUGUGCAGAAGACGUUUUAUGUUUCGGCGGAUGUGGCGGAGCGAUGA
Penicillium alfredii is the source of this 1119-nucleotide messenger RNA. RefSeq lists its product as uncharacterized. NCBI's taxonomy places the organism in Eukaryota, Fungi, Ascomycota, Eurotiomycetes, Eurotiales, Aspergillaceae. The transcript is spliced from 5 exons. The record is from RefSeq and is a predicted model, not a curated record. The coding region runs from base 1 to 1119 and encodes 372 amino acids.